Messenger RNA from Platichthys flesus (European flounder), 1311 nucleotides. Its product is annotated as fibulin-7-like. Bases 1 to 1311 code for a protein of 436 amino acids. The transcript has 6 exons. The record is from RefSeq and is a predicted model, not a curated record. NCBI's taxonomy places the organism in Eukaryota, Metazoa, Chordata, Actinopteri, Pleuronectiformes, Pleuronectidae. Gene Ontology annotation, molecular function: calcium ion binding.
AUGCAUCAUCAGAGAAUCAGUCAUCUUGUCCUCAUCCCACAGGAGUGUGCGUCCACUCACAACCUGCUGACCUCGCUGCAACAGGUGGAGAAGAUGCUGGCAGUCCAUGAGGCAUCGUACCAGCAGGGCCUCCGCACCCUCAGGAAAAAGAUUAGCGCCCUGCACAACAGCACCAUCGCCAUCUUUAAGACCACCAGGAAUGGAUCCUGCCCAAAACCAGAGCCCCCCUCUCACGGCCUCAGACUGGGCAGGGUGUUUGGCGUUGGACACGAGGUUCACUUCAUUUGCAAACCCGGCUAUGAGCUGAUCGGCCCGAGGACCCGGGUGUGUCUGGAGUCUCUGAAUUGGAGCGGCCAACAGCCAAAGUGCAGAAGUUUCAACAGCACCGCUAACUCCCUGGCCUCUUUCUCUCCUGCUGCUCCCUCCUCCUCCUCCUCCUCCUCCUCCUCAUCUACCUCGUCAUCCCUCCCUGUCUCUGCUGCUCUGUCAGGGUCCUCCUCCACCUCUUCUUCCCACUCAGCAAUUCUAGCCUCUACUCUCUCCUCCUCAUCACCCACAUCUUCCUCUCCCUCCUCUUCUGUACGACCGUCUCACUGUACCCACUUCCUGGGCUCCACCCGCUGCACCUGUGAUGUGGGUUUCACCAUAUCAGGCCGCGACAACAACAUCUGCACAGACAUCGACGAGUGUCGUCUGUUUCCUCUCGGUCAGCCCGGCCGGCUCUGCGUCCAUCAGUGUGUGAACACUCCAGGCAGCUUCCACUGCUUCUGUCCAGCAGGAUAUGACCUCGCCGCUGAUGGCCGUAGCUGCAGAGACAUCGACGAGUGUGAAAACCACAUUCACAACUGCACAGGGAACCAGUUGUGUGUGAACACAUACGGGGGGUUCCAAUGCGUGACAGUGGAGUGUCCUCACAUGAAAAAUGCCACGUACAUCAAGACAUCACCAAUGCGCUGUGAGAGGAACCCGUGCAUGCUUGGAGACAAGGCUUGCACUCAGGCACCAAACUCAAUCUCUUUCCAUUUCCUCUCUGUGGGGUCCAACAUGUCCGCCCCUCGGGUCCUCUUCCGGGUUUCGGCGGCACGCGUGCUGGGCGACACUCUGCGUUUCGGCCUGGCGGGCGGCCGUGGACGGGGCCACUUCAGCGUGCAGCGCUCAGGCCGACAGACAGGCACCCUCCUCCUGGUGACGCCAAUAAAGGGUCCUGCCACUUUGGAGGCUGAGGUGGAGAUGAGUGAGCUGGAGCGCAACGCCCUGCUGGGCCGCUACCUCACAAAGGUCACGCUGUUUGUUUCUCCGUACGAGUUCUAA